Messenger RNA from Enterobius vermicularis (human pinworm), 4407 nucleotides. Lineage: Eukaryota; Metazoa; Nematoda; Chromadorea; Rhabditida; Oxyuridae. The record is from the annotation of a GenBank genome assembly.
AUGACUCCGCCGAGGAAAAAGAAGAAGCUUGUUCCUGCGUCAGCGGGAAAUGGAGAUUGUGCAGGUGAAGAAGAGGGAAGUUCUUUUAAUGAUGAUACCGGUAAAGAAAGCAGUGCCGGAAAACAAGCUACGGAUAAUUCGGAUCCCAAGCAAAGUAAUGUUUCAAAGGCUGGACCUUUCUUACCCUUUGAACCUGACAUUUGGUCUCCAUUGUACCUAUACAGGACCAUGGGUGACCUUACAGCAGCUUCAAUUAGACAGUCAGGCAGCGAAGGAACUGGACGAAUUGAAAUUGGUCAGACUUACGGAGUCGACACUCGAACAAAAUCCGGCAACCGAAAAGUUUCGACACACAUAUUAAACUCUUUAAAAGCUUUUCCCGAGUAUUUUGGGCAGUUCCAGAAAAUGGAGGGUAAAUUUAGAUGUAUUAAAUAUUACUGGAAGGUUGCUUCACGACCGGAAAACUUUAAAAGACUUUUUGCACGUUGGGAGGAAUUGGUUGGAACUUCAUGCCCGUUCAAAAUGGGACAAGUCAUUAAAUUUCCUGGCACAAAACUAAGUACUUUGCGUGUUAGCGAUGUUACACUCAGAAGGCUAAUUGACAUAGUGGAUAUAAUUAAAAAGAAUCCAAUAAUAGUAACUAUGUCUAAGUUCGUCAAAAUUUUGGUUGAAGUCGAUAAGACGUACGGAAGUAAAUAUCAAUUUGAUCGUUUAUCACCUUUGCAGAUUGACAAGAAAUCUAUUAUGAAAUGCUUAUUGGCUUUGCAGAAGCAAAAUUUGCUCAAAAUACUGGAGACAGUAGUGGUAGAUGAGAACGUGCAAAAUACGAUAAGGAUUAUAUGUGAUAGUAGAAUCGAUUCUGCUUCCAAUCCUGAAGUGUUACGAGCGAUUCGAAUCGUUAUAGAUGAGUUCCAUGAGAGCGGUCGGGUUUUCCCCAACGGGCAAUUGAGGUAUAUCAAAAGAGAGUCUGAUACAACUCAGGAGGAGAAGAGCGGGAUAGGGAAAGACUGCGACGAAGAGCUGGCAUAUCUUGAAAAUGAAAUCGACAAUCUGACUAUUGAAAAACGCAUGUCUCUAUUAAGGCUUCAGAACGUACGCGCAGCGUCUAUCAUUCAAACUCCUACUGGCUCUAUCUCUCAAACUUCAAUGGGGAAAGGGUUACCGCUUGAAGCUGAAGGUGGGAGGAAAGAAGGUUCUUUUACUUCCACUGUCGUUGAAAAGGAGCUGGUAGGUCGUGGAGUGAAGGAGACAGAAGCAGUAGAUUCUGCUAACUUCUUUGUUCCUGGAAAAGCACCAGCAGUCAGUAGUGCUGAGAAGUCAAAAGCAGUGGACUUCAACACUUCUACUUCUGGAACAGCGGAGCUGAAAAUUCAAGCAAGAUCCUCACAAAGAAUAGAUGCUGAUGUCGCUUACGGACGUCAGAGCAAGUGGAAUCGUUGCUUCGCAGUCCACAAAUUAGCUUUCCAUUUUGUACGCGGUCGUUUUCAAAUGGAAAAACCAACUUUUUUUGAAAGGUUUCCUCCGGGCAAACCGUGGGACAAUGACGAUGGUACCCCUCUGGAGGCUUGCCCAGUUUACGUUGAUGAAGAGACUCCGUACCGUUUUGUACCACCGAUGCCGAAGUUCGCUGAUGUACCACGUGGUUGGUUUAUGCUUCAGGACCUGCUAAAUGUUCUACCAUUAUCAGUUUACUCCUUAUUGACCAAACGGAAAUCUAAGUAUCCUGAAGUAGCAGAGUAUUUAAAAGACCCUAUUCGUCGUCACACAUUAUUGAACGAUCUACCACGCAAAAUUCGUCUGCAGUUAUUGGAAGAUAAGUUGUUAAUGAGACAGCUUGAACAUCACUUGUUGACGCUAUGUGGUUUAGGUUUAGCACGCUUGGGCCGAGCUGCUAAUCCGAAAAAAGUAGUUACUACGAAUUCUCAAUUCUAUUUUAUCACAAAAUCAGGGACGCUUCGGGAUACUAGUACAUCAGAGGAAGGAUAUGCUAACGUAACGAUGCCUAUUGAGCAAUACGACAUCUACAACUACAAUUUUGAUAGCCUUGAAGAUUUGGACUUUUUUUGGCACCAUUUGCGCGCCGUUGCUCUGAGUACUAAACUGGCUUUUAAGCUACUGGCAGGUAACGAAGAUACACUGAGGUUCAAGAAAUAUGCAAUAGGUUGUUUCGACAAGUCGAAAAUAUACAAGUUGUUCGAUGAUUUUUCGGAAACUGCUUCGCCAGUCCCACCCCAUGACGGUUGUGCCGGUCAUCUUAAACGUCACUGGGAUAUAAAUAUUCGUCCUCACGAAUACAUCGACUGGUUUGUGGCCGACUGGCGUCGAUCUGUUGAAAGAGUCAGAGUAGAAGUCGAAAAAAGAGUACGACAUCUGGAAAGGGCUUGGAAUUCUUAUUUGAAAUCCUUAUUACCUUCAGACUCAUGGGUUUGGAAAAUAAACAAAGUCAAAGAUACUGUAUUACGCCCAUCUCAUAAGCUUCGCGCAGUUGAACGAAAGGGACAGACGCGUAAAAAGCCUCUUCGCCAGAAAAUUGAGAAAGGAUGUAAGUCUGGCCGUGGUAAACGGGUUAUAGAUGAGCUGGAUGUAUUGUCUGCAAAAUCUCGGUUACACUUUCGGUCUCGCUUUAGUAACAGGGAGCGCGACAUGCUCCUCCUCAUUCGUUCUGUGGGUUUCUUUUUAAAUCCUGUUUACCGAUUUUGGCUUGAUCCAACAGUUCUACGCGACAUUAUGCAUGCAUACGUUCCAGAGGCUCGAAAUAAAACGGUACAGUCAUUAAUGGCUGCCGGAGUUCGGGAAAUGGUACGACCACAAAGGGUUGGAUUAUUGAGACAAAUAGUGAAGAAUCUAGCGUCAUUUCAGGAGAUGAGAGAUCUGAGAGCUCAACUUGCUUCCGCACCUAAUUGGGGGCCUAUUGAGAAGCGACAGUUCUUCUAUAAAGCUUUUGAAGCUGCUAAUAGGAACUUAGCUAUGGAAGAUAAAGGGGUUCCGCCAGCAGAAGUAUCAGAUAAAGUUUUCGACGAGAAAUUAGCAGAAGGAGGAGUGAAAGUGACAUCAGAAGUUCUUCGGUCGGCCACAUUUCCCGUUCGCUCUAGUAAACCUACAACUAUUGAACAGAUCCGCCACUGCGUCGCUUUCAAUGUUGUAACGGCGAUGCUCCUCUCUGAAAAGGAUUUGAAUGAUUCUCGCAUGGACACUAUAGUGGAACAAGUUAGCGCCUGUUCCUUGUCCAGUGUUCUCGAACAACUCAGAGUUGACGGGCUUCUCGCUAAAAUGCGCGCCUCAGACGACGUCUCGUGCACUCCUCGUGGUCAAACUGUUCUGUCCUUUUACUUCCGACACUUUUUCAACCACCGUUUUCAUAGUGAUAUCGUUGACAUGUCCAAUGAGGCUGCAAACCAAGUUAAUGCGUCUACACCAUUCACCGACGAAAAUAGCCCUGGGAUAAUUGUCGCCUCGCUAAAUGCAUUUUCUAACAAGUUAAGUCAAUCAUGCGUUCCUAUUGGUUCACUUAAAGUAACAGUGCCAGAAACCAUUAUUAAAACGUUUGAACACGCAUCUGCGGAGAUUUCUUCACAAGACGAAAAACAAGCCGCAAAUGCUACAAAGCAGUUGCGAAGCUUGGAAAAAACUGAUUUGCGCAUUGAAAGCAUGGAAGUGUUGGUUUCCAAAGUUGAGGAGUUGGAAGGCUGUACCGAGAACGGGAUUCAGCUGCUAGAAUCACUGACCACGGCCAUUCCUAGAGAAAAAUUUGGCUCACUUGCUUUUGAAGACUUUAUUUUAAGUUAUCCAGUUUCACAGAGAGCUGCUUUAAGGUCUGUUUAUGCAGCAAUUAGCGAAGCUGGAAUUAUCGGUGCUUCGCUUGACGAGUUGUUGGAAAUAACUGAAGUCAAGGAACAACAACUUGAGCUGUUUUUGCAAGAGCUCGCUGUAGCAGUUCAAAUCCUUGUAGUUGGGAUUGACUGUUAUCGUUAUGUACUUCCUUCUUGCAGCAGUUGUUGGAUGGUUCAUAAUGAAAAAGUAGCAUUUUUCCCAACUCCGUGGAUGACACCUACUGGGGAAGUUUAUCAUCCCACUGUGAGGUGGAUGUCUGAAGGCGUACUUUUCACUAUCAUUGACAAACCUGGGAUUCUAUUAAAAGAUAUCAGGUCGCGCUUUGCAUUUGCACUCCAACCUCGUAUGCUUCUUGACAUCUUAAAGUUGUUGUCAAAAUGCGGAUGUGUAAAAAUAUUGCGGAAAAAACAAUGCACUUGCAGACGUCUUUCCCCAUUCUCCUCCGAACUACCUGAAGAAACAGUUGAGUAUGUGGAGCCCGCUGUAAAUGCCGUGGAAAUAUAUGCAAAGGUUUUCGGUCCUGUGAAACUAUCAAAGAUGCUCGCGGGCUUCCGCUGUGAACCUCCCGAGCCAUGA